AUGGAUUCAGUCAUGUAUAUCGCAUGUAUAUCUAAGACAUUAGCAAGAGGGCAUCUGAUACAGAAGUUCAUGCUAGCAUAUAUGAGGCAAGUAGUACUCAUGCAAACUUGGGAUAAGCUGCGUGAUAUUGCCAUCACUCAUCAUCGGUAUGACUAUUUAAUCUUGCCAGACGUCAAACUAAGACCUAAGUUAUUUUGUAAAGGAAGCGGGGUGAUGAGUACAGACACGUCUAAGAAAAAGUCUACUGAACUUGUGUGGAAAUGGCCCCGACAUUCAAGAAAGGGUGGUCCUUUUAGCCACCAAACUCCCGACUAUGGGCAGAAAAGGACAGCUGGCUAUCUCGUCUUAAAUCGCUCACUUUUGGCCAAAUAUAAAAACUACGGGUUAAGACGUGGAAAGGAAAUCGUCUAA
Trichoderma atroviride IMI 206040 is the source of this 411-nucleotide messenger RNA. Lineage: Eukaryota; Fungi; Ascomycota; Sordariomycetes; Hypocreales; Hypocreaceae. The record is from RefSeq and is a predicted model, not a curated record.